GUGCCAAUAUGUGGAAGAAGAUCUCAGCAACAAGAGUGACAUGCUCCUUAAAUACAACCCUGUCUACAAAAAGGUACCUGUUCUUGUGCACCAGGGUAAGCCCCUUGCUGAAUCACUGCUCAUUCUUGAUUAUAUUGAUGAGACUUGGAAGCAAAACCCUCUUCUUCAUUCUCCUUAUGAAAGGGCCCAGGCAAGAUUCUGGUCCAAAUUCGUUGAUGACAAGUCUAAAAUCCGCCCAAGCAUUUUGAACACAUCUGAUGCACCAUGUAAUUAAGAUCGGGGGAGUGCGCUGGGAUGCUUGAGAAGCUGAUGCUAGCUCAGGCUCAAGAGUGCGUCUUUGAGAACGGUAUCGCCAAAGGAAGCACACCAGGUGUUUGUUCCAAGAUCUCUAGGCAGGUUGGGCUGUAUUAUGAGGAAGCUUUAGCUGCAUUGAAUGUUGCACCUUUAAACACACAUUUUGAUAAAUCGUGGAUAGCGCAUGUCCAGCUGAAAUCGGCUUUGUUCUAUGCUGAAGCUUGCUUUAGGUAUGGAUUGGAGCUACAUGAAAAAGAAGAAAUAGCAGAGGAGAUUGAACGACUCAGGAGUGCCAUUAACGUGCUAACUGAGGCGAAGAAAAAUUCAAAGGGUGCUGCAGCACAGAUUCUUGAUGCAAUUGGCAAAUUAGAGGCCAAUAUUAACCAAAACCUGGAAAGGGCUGUCAAGGAGAACGACAGGGUUUACCUCAUGAGAGUUCCUUCUCCCAGUUCCCUACCACCUCUUGCAGCAUUUUCUAUGGUGAAGCCAAUGGCAAUGAGUGAGGUGCUGGAUGCAAGCAAAGAGAAGAUGUUUGCUAGCCUUGUACCUGACAGUAGUACAAAGGCCCUCUCCAGGUAUACUGAAAUGGUAGAUGACAUUAUGAGAAUGCAGGCUGAGAAGCUACAGCAAGCUAGUGAGCUAACACGAGUUAGGCUCAAGGAAAUGGAACUUCCGGAUUCUAUUCUUGCUUUGGAAGGAAAUUUUACUCUUCCAACAAGUCUCAAAGAAGAUGUGGAGGCCGUGCAGAUCAGUGGGGGACCUGCUGGCUUGGAAGCAGAGUUACAGCAACUGAGGGACCUAAGGAGGGUGAAUCAAGAAUUAUUGGUCCAGACUGAGGAGCUGUUGCAAAAGGAAGCAAGAGAAGAUUCUCAAUUUAGAAGCCAGUUUGGGACAAAAUGGACUAGACCUCAAUCAAGCACUUUGACAAAGAACUUGCAGGAUAGGCUGAACAGGUUUGCAGGUAACUUGAAGCAAGCUGCUGAAAGUGAUGGUCGAAUUGAGCGUUCGGUUAGAGAAAAUUCGGCAUUCAUGUCAAUCCUUGAUGCCCGCCCGAUUGAAUCCGCACUUCCAACCUUGGCAAGGCCGAUUAUGUCUUUAGAUCAAAAUGAAGAUGCUAUUGUGGGAUCUCUCAAGCAGAGCCUGAGGCAACUAGAAACUCUUGGUGCCCAAAGGGCUGGUCUUGAAGACAUGCUUAAAGAGAUGAAAAGAAAGGAUGAUAUAUUACCAAAGUUGAUGACAUCCACUGGCUCUCAUGAGGAUCUCUUUAAGAAGGAAAUAGCAAAAUAUGACCAUAUUUGUGAAGAAAUAGCAAAUAUUGAGGCACAGGAGCAACUGUUGAUGCAGAUCCAGGCUCAGAAUGAUGAAUUCUCGGCUCUCUUCAAUCUUGAAGACUAUAAAGCUUCACGUGAAAAAUGCUAUAAGCAGAUUGAAGCUGCCAUAGCCAAGUUUCGAGAGAUAAAAGACAACAUUAAUGAAGGGUUAAAAUUCUAUGUUACUCUGCAGGAUGCGAUCACAAAUGUAAAGCAGCAGAGCAAUGACUUCGUAAUGACAAGGAACAUCCAGUGCAGAGAAAUGAUUGAAGAUGUUCAAAGACAAGUGGCUGGUCUGAGUUUCCAAGAUAAAAACUCAGGUGCUUUUAGUAGUAGCUACCCACCAGUUGGAAGCCAAAACCAAAGACCCAGUACACAACAAACAGAUCCUCGUCCCCAAACACCUUAUUAUCAACCACCUGAGCAGCCUCCGGUUUCUUCCUACGGACAUCCCCCUCCCUCAUAUGGUUCAGCAGCGCAUCAGCCUCCACCUCCAUACCACAUUCCACCAACAUCUGCCGCUCCAUACCAACCCCAUCAGGUUCAUCAGCAGGCACCAGCAGAGUAUGGCCAACCUGCAUAUCCUGGAUGGCGUGGUCCAUACUAUAAUGCGCCGGCUCAGCAACCUGGUUCUGUUCCCAGGCCUCCAUAUACCGUUCCAUCUCCAUACCCUCCACCUCAUCAAGGUGGAUACUAUAAGCAGCAAUAGUAUUAUCCAACCGUCUUCUAUAAUAAGAGAGAUUAUUCUUUCCGUCAGCUAUCUCCUCAACAAAUUGGAUUUAGAUAUAACUGUUAUCUUGAAGCUUUAGACCAGCGUGGAGAAUUGGUAUGUACUUUUUGGGUCGUUUCUGGAUUUGUAUUUUGUUAGUUUGCAUUGUAAUUGGUUUGUGAAUAGUUUAUACAAAAAAUGUUGUAAGUACAGUUGGUUUAUUUCCAAUUUUCUACUUUAUGCAGAGUGGGGUUCCCCCAUCUAUACAUGCCAACUCGUCAGAAAACAUAUACUUGUAUCACUACAUAUUCAAAGAUUUCUUACCCUCUUUUAUGGUGAUGAGUAGUAUCAUGUUCGGGAUUGUUUGUCUCUAAAAGAAUGUACUAUGUGGAUUGUCCCUUGUGAACUUUUAUGUUGUAUAUUUCCGUAAACUCAACAAAGGAAAUUGUUGGAUCGUAAGAUGCACAAGAAAUACAAGGGAAUUAAAAAAGAAA
Messenger RNA from Arachis stenosperma, 2807 nucleotides. Its product is annotated as vacuolar-sorting protein BRO1-like. Gene Ontology annotation, biological process: protein transport to vacuole involved in ubiquitin-dependent protein catabolic process via the multivesicular body sorting pathway. Gene Ontology annotation, molecular function: protein binding. Gene Ontology annotation, cellular component: endosome. Lineage: Eukaryota; Viridiplantae; Streptophyta; Magnoliopsida; Fabales; Fabaceae. The record is from RefSeq and is a predicted model, not a curated record.